AUGUUGACGAAUUUGUUGAAAGAUCCGACGAGUUUAUUGAAAAAUCCCGAGUUGUUGACAUCAGUUCUGCAAAUGGCUGUGCCCGGGUUACAAAGUGUGGCCGCACUAACGGACGUUUUGAAAAAAGUACCAUUUUUAAAGGAUUUACCAUUGAUGCAAGAUCUAUCAAGUAUAAUCGAGAACCCGGGAAAGCUUCUAACGGAUCCGAAAGCUCUCACGGGACUUCUGAAGACCGUGCCUGGACUUGAGUCGUUAGCAAAUCUGCCCGAUUUGCUUGGUGGCUUAGGGAAAUUGCCGGGAAUCUCGGAACUUGGAAAUCUUUUCAAAAAGAUCGGAGAAAAUGAAGACGCGAAACACUGCGAAGAAGGUUGGAAAUACGCGCGCGAGACGACGUUUUGCUAUUUUUACAAGGAAAGCGACGAGAAGUUGUUCUUCUCAGCCGCUGAAAGCGAAUGCCAGGGAAAACAAUCGCAUUUGGCGUCAGUACACUCGGAAGAGGAAAUGAAGUUUCUCCAAGACCUGGCCAAAACGAAAAAUUGUGGAAAGCCAGAGAGUUUCGCGUGGAUUGGACUGAAGGUGCUCGACGGGAAGCGAGUGUGGGCCGACGGGAGUGAGGACGACUUUGUGAGAUCGGAUUCCAUGAAUGAUUUGGCCAACUACGGGAUCUGUUCUGGAGAGAACCCAUCCGACUACCCGAUCCACCCUCUUCCAAAAAGCGACGAACAGCAACAAAGCCGAUACAUUUGCAAAAAGAGAUCUAAAGAUAAUGAA
This is a messenger RNA of Mesorhabditis belari, 771 nucleotides long. Lineage: Eukaryota; Metazoa; Nematoda; Chromadorea; Rhabditida; Rhabditidae. The record is from the annotation of a GenBank genome assembly.